Ornithorhynchus anatinus (platypus) is the source of this 5373-nucleotide messenger RNA. It is a transcript of the gene MECOM, whose product is annotated as MDS1 and EVI1 complex locus. Gene Ontology annotation, molecular function: DNA-binding transcription activator activity, RNA polymerase II-specific; protein binding; RNA polymerase II cis-regulatory region sequence-specific DNA binding. The transcript is spliced from 16 exons. Gene Ontology annotation, biological process: regulation of transcription by RNA polymerase II. Lineage: Eukaryota; Metazoa; Chordata; Mammalia; Monotremata; Ornithorhynchidae. Bases 724 to 3882 code for a protein of 1052 amino acids. Gene Ontology annotation, cellular component: nucleus. The record is from RefSeq and is a predicted model, not a curated record.
UUUCCUUUUUUUUUUCCUAACCGAGAAAGGGAAGAAGUUUUAGUGGUUUUCAGAUAACUUUCAUUACACAUCGAGCUGAUAAGAGCAAGAGAAAGUGAGAAAAGAGGGAGGUGAUGUGAACCAGAAGGACUAGAUCGGAGCCACACUUAGGAAGGGGGGGGAAAGGUCCAAACACACACCAAACCCUGAUUUCGCCCCCCCCCCCCCCCACCUCCUUGGACGAGAGGAGACUUCAUUUCGGGUCCUAAAAAUCCACCGUUGGCGGACAAUAAAUCCGAACGCGUGGUCGACCGAGAGAGAGAGAGAGAGAGAGAAAGAGCAUCCCCCAGGCGGACCAAGUUACCCCCGACCCAUUCGGAACCCAGGAGGCGAAUAUUUUAAUCUCGAAACGUUUGUUCCUCGAUCGUUGGAAGGAUUUUUCUUGCCCGGGAGCCCAGGGUUUUAGAAAACCAUUAUCCUGUGAUUGGCUAUUUUUUUUUCUUUUUAUUAUUAUCAUUCUUUAUGGCCGGGAGUUGAAUCCUUAGCGAUAUUAAGGUCUUGGAUGAGUUUUGCAAUGUGAAAUUCUGCUUAGAUGCCAGUCAACCAGAUGUAGGCAGCUGGCUCAAGUACAUCAAGUUUGCUGGGUGCUAUGAUCGACACAAUCUUGUGGCGUGCCAGAUAAAUGACCAGAUAUUCUACAGAGUGGUAGCAGACAUUGUGCCAGGGGAGGAGCUCUUACUGUUCAUGAAGAGUGAAGAAUAUUCACAUGAAGCAAUGGCUCCUGAUAUUCAUGAAGAACGCCAGUAUCGCUGUGAGGAUUGUGAUCAGCUGUUUGAAUCUAAAGCUGAACUAGUGGAUCACCAGAAAUUUCCAUGCAGCACGCCACACUCAGCAUUUUCCAUGGUAGAAGAGGAUUUUCAGCAAAAACUCGAAAGUGAGAACGAUCUCCGGGAGAUGCAUGAAAUCCAGGAAUGUAAAGAGUGUGAUCAAGUCUUUCCAGAUUUACCAAGCUUGGAGAAACACAUGCUGUCACAUUCCGAAGAGAGAGAAUACAAGUGUGAUCAGUGUCCCAAAGCUUUUAACUGGAAGUCCAACUUAAUUCGUCACCAGAUGUCACAUGACAGUGGAAAGCACUACGAAUGUGAAAACUGUGCCAAGCAGGUUUUCACGGAUCCUAGCAACCUGCAGAGGCACAUUCGCUCCCAGCAUGUUGGGGCUCGGGCUCAUGCUUGCCCCGAGUGUGGCAAAACUUUUGCCACUUCAUCAGGCCUCAAACAACACAAGCACAUCCACAGCAGUGUCAAGCCUUUUAUCUGUGAGGUCUGCCAUAAAUCCUAUACUCAGUUUUCAAACCUUUGUCGUCAUAAGCGCAUGCAUGCUGAUUGCAGAACCCAAAUCAAGUGCAAAGACUGUGGACAAAUGUUCAGCACUACGUCUUCCUUAAAUAAACACAGGAGGUUUUGUGAGGGCAAGAACCAUUUUGCGGCAGGUGGAUUUUUUGGCCAAGGCAUUUCACUUCCUGGAACCCCAGCUAUGGAUAAAACUUCCAUGGUUAAUAUGAAUCAUGCCAAUCCGGGCCUUGCUGACUAUUUUGGUGCCAAUAGGCAUCCUGCUGGUCUUACCUUUCCAACAGCUCCUGGAUUCUCUUUUAGCUUUCCCGGUCUGUUUCCUUCCGGCUUGUACCACAGGCCACCUUUGAUACCUGCUAGUUCUCCUGUUAAAGGACUACCGAGUACUGAACAGACAAACAAAAGUCAAAGUCCCCUCAUGACACAUCCUCAAAUACUGCCAGCUACCCAGGAUAUUUUGAAGGCACUAAAUAAGCACCCACCUGUAGGGGAAAAUAAGCCAGUGGAGCUUCAACCUGAGCGGUCCUCUGAAGAGAGGCCCCUUGAAAAAAUCAGUGACCAGUCAGAGAGUAGUGACCUUGACGAUGUCAGUACCCCAAGUGGCAGUGACCUGGAAACCACCUCUGGCUCUGAUCUGGAAAGUGACAUUGAAAGUGAUAAAGAGAAAUUUAAAGAAAAUGGUAAAAUGUUCAAAGACAAAGUAAACUCUCUUCAGAAUUUGGCUUCAAUAAAUAAUAAGAAAGAAUACAACAAUCAUUCCAUUUUCUCACCAUCUUUAGAGGAACAAACUGCGGUGUCAGGAGCGGUGAAUGAUUCUAUAAAGGCUAUUGCUUCUAUUGCUGAAAAAUACUUUGGGUCAACAGGACUGGUGGGGCUGCAAGACAAAAAAGUUGGAGCUUUACCUUACCCUUCCAUGUUUCCCCUCCCAUUUUUUCCAGCAUUCUCUCAAUCAAUGUACCCAUUUCCUGAUAGAGACUUGAGACCGUUACCUUUGAAAAUGGAACCCCAAUCACCAAGUGAAGUCAAGAAAAUCCAGAAGGGAAGCUCUGAGUCUCCCUUUGACCUCACCACUAAACGAAAGGAGGAGAAGCCAAUUCCUCCCGCGGCCUCAAAAUCCGCGGCUCCUCCUGGCACGAGCCAAGACCAGCCCCUAGAUCUCAGCAUGGGCAGCCGAAGCCGAGCCAGUGGUACAAAACAGGCUGAGCCUCGGAAGAAUCACGUUUUUGGUGAAAAGAAAGGAGGCGAUCUUGAACAAAGGAAAGCGUCUGAUGCCUCCCUGCAGCAUGCCAGACCCACUCCUUUCUUUAUGGACCCUAUUUACAGGGUGGAGAAAAGAAAGCUAACCGACCCACUUGAAGCUUUAAAAGAAAAAUACUUGAGACCUUCGCCAGGAUUCUUGUUUCACCCACAAUUCCAAAUGCCUGAUCAGAGAACUUGGAUGUCAGCUAUUGAAAACAUGGCAGAAAAACUCGAGAGCUUUAGUGCCCUGAAACCAGAAGCCAAUGAACUUAUUCAGUCUGUUCCUUCCAUGUUCAACUUCAGAGCUCCUCCUAAUGCCCUCCCAGAGAAUCUCCUGAGAAAGGGCAAGGAACGUUAUACUUGCAGAUACUGCGGCAAGAUUUUUCCAAGAUCUGCAAACCUAACACGCCAUUUGAGAACACAUACAGGGGAACAGCCUUAUAGAUGCAAGUACUGUGACAGAUCGUUUAGCAUAUCUUCCAACCUGCAGCGGCACGUUCGUAACAUCCACAAUAAAGAAAAGCCCUUCAAGUGUCACUUAUGUGACAGGUGUUUUGGUCAACAAACCAACCUAGACAGACAUCUGAAAAAACAUGAAAAUGGGAAUAUGUCUGGUACUGCCACAUCAUCCCCGCAUUCUGAACUGGAAAGCACAGGUGCAAUCCUGGAUGACAAAGAGGAUUCUUAUUUCACAGAAAUUCGGAAUUUCAUUGGUAACAGUAACCACGGUAAUCAAUCACCCAGGAAAACAGAUGAGAGAAUGAACGGUAGCCAUUUUAAGGAUGACAAAGUUUUGGUGGCCAGUCAAAAUUCCGACCUUCUGGACGAUGAAGAAGUUGAAGAUGAGGUGAUGUUGGAUGAAGAAGAUGAAGAAAGUGAUGUUACAGGAAAACCCGCCAAGGAGCCGGUCAUAAGUAAUAUACAUGAAGGGAACCAUGAGGAUGACUAUGAAGAAACAAGUGCUCUGGAAAUGAACUGCAAGAUCUCCCCUGGCAGGUAUAAAGAGGAGGAGUAUAAAACUGGACUUUCUGCUUUGGACCAUAUAAGGCACUUCACAGAUAGCCUCAAAAUGAGGAAAAUGGAAGAGAAUCAAUAUAACGAAGCUGAACUGGCUUCUUUUAGUACGUCCCACCUGCCGGAGGACCUAAAACAGCCGUUAUUCAGAAAGUCCAAGUCACAGGCCUACGCUAUGAUGUUGUCACUCUCUGACAAGGACUCCCUCCAUUCGACAUCUCACAAUUCUCCCAAUACGUGGCACAGUAUGGCAAGAGCUGCUGCAGAAUCCAGCGCUAUCCAGUCCAUUAGCCAUGUAUGACACUGUCAAGUCUGAUCAAAAUGGGACCAAGUCCACCAGUAGCAUGGCUCUUUCCUAUAUGACUGACUAUUUAAAAGACUGCUGAGCAGGAUGCCUUAUAAAUCUGCAGGGUCACUAAUUUAAAGUCUGGUGACCUUAAACUGAAUAAUUUUAAAGAAAAAAGAAAGAAAAAGAAAAAAACUAUUUAUUCUCAAUAUUUUGUUUUGCACAGCAAAGGCAGCUGCUGACUUCUGGAGGAUCAAUACAACAUAAAAAAAAAAAAAUUAAAGAUUCAAUGAAACUGAAAACCUUGGGGGAAGAUACCUCCCUGUUCAUCCAGCUUUGGGAUGAUGGGAGGGUGGGGUGGUGGAGGGAGGGAGUUGAAAAGGUGACACUGAUGCAUUUGUGAGCACUCCUUUAAAUUAAAGAAAUGGAAUCUUUUUUUUUCUACAAGAUCAUUUGACACAUGAUUGGGAACAGUUGCUUUUAUCUACCGUUCUUUUCUUUUGUUCAAGCGUUAUGUAUUUUAACCCUUUGAAGACUGAAGUAGUUAUAUGACAUGCACACUAUCGAUUAUUGUAGAAACUGAUAACAGGGAGUAUUGAGUAUUUUGUUUUGUUUUACUUAACCCUUGCCUUCUUAACUGCAUUGUUAAAAAAAGAGAAAAAAAAUACAUGAAAGGUAUGUGUAUAUUGUAAACUAUGGAUGUUCGAUGCUCAAAGAGGUUAAGUCAGUGAAAUCAUUCUGUUCAUCAUCAGUACCACUGUGCCACUACUAAAAAUGUUUGUCCGAUCAUCGUAAUACAUUUUAAUUUUAGACAAUCAUGUCGCUUUUAAAAGAAGAAAAACCUUUCUGUGUUGUGUGUGUGUAUACCACGUAUUUAUUUGUUGGCAAACUGUUGUUUGUUGAUUAAAAUAGCACUGUUCCAGUCCGCCACUACUUUAUGAUGCCAAGGCACACCCCACGUACUGUCCGUCAAGGAGCGAGGACAACUGUCCUUCAAGGAGCAAGGAGAACCGUCCUGUGAGCAUGGGAGUGCCAGACAGUGUUUGAGUUUUCUUACAUUCCUUUUGUUUUAGUUUCCUUUUAAUGAACUAAAUAACGAAUAGAUGCGACUUAGUUUUUUGUAAUACGGUAAAUUGUUUCAAUUGUAUAAACAGUUAUAAUUUCUUCAUGAAAGCAUGAUUCUUCUGAUUAAGACUGUACCCGAUAUUUUAUGCUGGUUGUCUGCAAGCUUGUGUGAUGUUACGUUCAUGUUAAUCCUAUUUGUAAGAUGAAGUGUUCCAGACUUAUGUUAAAAGAAAUAAAUAAAUAACAAACUGUAUUCAGUUAUUUUGCCCUUCAUUGAGGGACCAGAUUUGUUUUCUUUUUGUUUAUAAUCUCAUUUUGAAAUAAUUGGCAGGUUGAGGUACUUUCUUCAAAUGCUUUGUACAAUGUAACUGUUAUGCAUUUCAGUACAUUACUAUGGGAGGAGCAACUAAAAAAAGAAUAAAGGAUUACAAAAACAAAGAA